Racocetra persica is the source of this 218-nucleotide messenger RNA. Lineage: Eukaryota; Fungi; Glomeromycota; Glomeromycetes; Diversisporales; Gigasporaceae. The record is from the annotation of a GenBank genome assembly.
UGCUUUUAAUGUGGAAUCUUGGUUUGGUCAGCUUUGCAACUUGGGAGAAGCUCUUCAAGGCGUGCUAGUCCAUAAAAUGCCGUUAGUGCUACUGUCCAGAAGAGUAUGUCAUCUGACCGUUGAAGGUCUAAGUUAUGUUUUAUUUGGUUCAGUGGGUCGUUUCGUACUGGCAUCCAAUCAUAGGAGUUUCUUGUGUGAUGAAACUUCAGUGCUGACAG